This is a messenger RNA of Neurospora tetraspora, 1104 nucleotides long. RefSeq lists its product as uncharacterized. The record is from RefSeq and is a predicted model, not a curated record. The coding region runs from base 1 to 1104 and encodes 367 amino acids. The transcript is spliced from 6 exons. NCBI's taxonomy places the organism in Eukaryota, Fungi, Ascomycota, Sordariomycetes, Sordariales, Sordariaceae.
AUGCCCAAGUGGGAAGAGAUCCGCGACGACCUCUUCCAGGCGUACAUGAACGCGACUGGUCCGAUUACCCCGGAGAUGCAGGCCUCGAUCGAGGAGUUCAUGCGAAAGCGCGGUCACGAUAUGAGGUGGAACGCCAUUAGCAACCUACCCCGUCCAUCUUUGCCAGAUCAACAACUCGAUCAUCCCAAUCUCAACACAACCAAUAUCUCCAACUCAGCCACCAUGUCUUCGCAGCGGUAUGCGCAGCGAAACUUGACCAGGUGGGAUCAAAAGACUCACGAGGACAUCAUGCUCGCCAUGUUUGAGCAUUUCCGUCCCACGGCGGCUGACAUGAAGGAGAUCGUCGACCUUCUUCAUCCCAAGGGGCACACCUUUACUGACGGCGCUCUUCUGUACGUUGAGAUGAACCCGAGAGGACCUCCACCUUCCGCUUCGUUUGCUCUCCCAUGGAAAUCAACCUACUCUCAGCCCUUCAAAAUGGAGGAGGAGGACGUCUUCUACGUGGCUAAGGCUUCCAGGCCCACCACCUGGGACCACGACGCUCAUCUGACGUUGCUCCAAGCCGUCAUGAUUGAGGCGCUUCCUUGCAAGUCACAGUGGGAUAAGAUUCUGAAGCGAGUCCAGGACAAGGGCUACUACUACACGCAGACCGCAGUUUUAAUGACCUGGAACCACAACGCCGACAAGCACCUCAUCGGCUGCGUCGUCGAAGAGAUCGUUCCCGGCCAGGAGACGUACAGGAAUCUUGCCGCUCGCAUGCAUGCUUUGGGAUACACCUGCACGCCCAAGGCCGUGAAGCAGCACCUUCAGAAGCUCCGGCGCAAAGAAGGCGUUUCCGCCGCCGCCGGCUCCGACAGCGGCGCUAACACCGCCACCCCGACCAAGGGCCGCAAGCGUGCCGCCCCCGGCAGUGGCGUCAAGAAGACUCCCGGAACUGGUCGCGGCAAAAAGGCCGCUGCUAAGACUGCUCCGCUCGUUAUCAACUCCGAUGAUGAGGAUGACAUCAAGGAGUCUCCGGAGAAGAAGCUGAAGACCGAGGAGAGAAAGGUUAAGGAGGAGUAUGAUGAUGGCAUCGACGACUACAUGUACCCUAAUGAGAUUUAA